This is a messenger RNA of Episyrphus balteatus (marmalade hoverfly), 452 nucleotides long. RefSeq names its product protease inhibitor 2-like. The transcript has 3 exons. NCBI's taxonomy places the organism in Eukaryota, Metazoa, Arthropoda, Insecta, Diptera, Syrphidae. Gene Ontology annotation, molecular function: protein binding; serine-type endopeptidase inhibitor activity. The record is from RefSeq and is a predicted model, not a curated record. The coding region runs from base 103 to 342 and encodes 79 amino acids.
GAAUAUAAAAUGAAAUGAUUUAGAAUGCAAGCCUGUGAGUCUAAUCAUAGAACUUGUGGUAGCUGUUUGACUUUUAGAUAUUGUGAUUUUUAAACUAUAAGCAUGGCUAAUCAAUUAAAAAUUGUUUUUUUCCUUGUAUCACUUCUUAUGGUAUUCGUAUUUGUUAUUGGACAUCCUCAAGGAAGUAACAGCUACGAACAGUGUCUUUCUAGAUGUCCAACAACUUUUGAAUAUAGUCCCAUCUGUGGGAGUGAUAAUGUGAGCUAUUCUAAUAGGGGCAGUUUAAAUUGUGCAAACAAGUGCGGAAAGUCUGUGACAAUGUUGCGGCAAGGAUCAUGUUAGAUUUUGGAUCUUUAUACAAAUAUUGAUACUUUGAAGACAUAAAAGUGAUAUUGAAAUAUUUAAAAUGCGAUCAAAAUAAAAAAAAAAAUGCAAUAAUAAAACAAACUAGA